Molecule: messenger RNA, 522 nt
Organism: Peniophora sp. CBMAI 1063
Lineage: Eukaryota; Fungi; Basidiomycota; Agaricomycetes; Russulales; Peniophoraceae
Source: the annotation of a GenBank genome assembly
AUGAACCGGCUUUACAAGCACGACCCGGCCCUCACGCCCAACUUUCCCGGCUCGGUGUACCCCAUGGCGUGUGUGAACUGCGGCCCGCGCACGGUCUGCAGGCUGCACUGCGACGCCUCCAACUACCCUGGCCUGCCUUGUGCAAUAACGGCGAUGGGGAACUUCAACGCCGACCGCGGCGGUCACCCCAUCCUGCCCCAGCUGCGUAUGUAUAUACGCUUUGCUGCGGGCGGCACGAUCCUGCUGUCCUCCGCCUGCGUGCAGCAUGGCAACGUCGAAAUCGGCGCGGGCGAAACGCGCGAGUCGUUCACUCAGUACUGUCCCGCGGGGCUGCUAGAGUGGGCCGCGCACGACUAUAAACCCGCCAACAAGUUUUACAAGACCCCGGCUCUUCGGGAGCAGCUGGAGAACGAGGCGGGCGAGGGAUGGGAAGCCCAGCUGGCUCGUUUUUCGACAGAGAACUCGGUGAGCGAUGAUCGGGAAUGGGUGCUGCAGGAGGAGCUCGCCGGUCGCGUAUUCUAG